This is a messenger RNA of Branchiostoma belcheri (Belcher's lancelet), 2388 nucleotides long. RefSeq names its product cartilage oligomeric matrix protein-like. The record is from RefSeq and is a predicted model, not a curated record. Gene Ontology annotation, molecular function: calcium ion binding. NCBI's taxonomy places the organism in Eukaryota, Metazoa, Chordata, Leptocardii, Amphioxiformes, Branchiostomatidae. The transcript is spliced from 17 exons. Gene Ontology annotation, biological process: cell adhesion. Gene Ontology annotation, cellular component: extracellular region. The annotation marks the transcript as partial.
UCUGUGACAGACAUCGACGAAUGUGCAAGUAAUCCAUGUCGUAAUAGCGGAACCUGUCAGAAUCUGAUAAACGAGUACAGAUGUGACUGUAAACCAGGAUGGACGGGAGUAAACUGCCAAACAGACAUCAACGAAUGUGCAAGUAACCCAUGCCGGCAUGGCGGAACCUGUCAAGAUCUGACUAACGGGUACAGAUGUGACUGUAGACCAGGAUGGGCUGGUGUCAACUGCGAAACAGCUGUAGACGACUGCUUCUCAGGCGCAUGUCAUAACGGCGGCACGUGUGUGGAUGGUGACAACACCUUCUCCUGCGUCUGCCCAUCUGGAUUUAAGGGAGAGCGAUGCCAAACCGCACCGUGCAGCGAAGAUUACGACCCUCCCCUGAACGGUGGCGAAGCCUGUUCAGUGACAGAUGACGCGACAGGAGCCAUGUUCUGUACUGUCUACUGUCCGGACAACAAGGAGUUUGCUAUACCACCUGCACAAGUGUACACAUGCCGGGCUGAUGGAAGUAGAUACCGCCCGGGGCGCCCUCACAUGGUGGGAGCAGUCCACUACUUCUCUGGUGCUGGUUGCCCCAGCAGCAUGGGUGUAAUCAUCUCCAACUUCCAACAGCUCUUCAGUCAGCUGCCGUCCUCCCAACCAGGUGGAUCAAUCACAAUCGAUCUUCAGAACGUCGAGGUCGAAUGUGGAGGGACGGCAAGACGAACCCCAUCAAGAAACAACCGUAUCUUCGCCACUAAAUCCAAGAAAUCUGCAAAUGGCUUCACGGUAAGGUUCGAGGUAGUUGCCAGCAGCUCUCUUGCACCAGAAGAUAUCACCCUGAUUGAGCAAUCUAGCCUCGUAUAUGCUCUAGACGAUAUCUACUUUGAUGUCGAAGAUAAGGUUGCAAACCAGCAAUUCGACUUGAACAUCAACGGACAACAGGCCUCGGCCGACACAUUUGACAUCGGGUUUGCGGAGUUCGACCUCAACUGCACCCAGGGGCAACUGAGUUUUCAAGACAGCUUCGAAGCGUAUUGUCUUGACUGUCCCCCCGGCACGUUCCAUGACCUGACUACGGACACCUGUGAGUACUGCCCUGUUGGUGAGUACCAGGACCAGCCGGUACACACGGACUGUAAACAAUGUCCUCACAACACCUGGUCCGUGUUUCCUGGAGCAAAGGAGGAGGCUCAAUGCAUGUCAGUCUGUCUAGGCAAAGACGAUCUGUGCUCCAGUUGCCUCCAAGUAAAAGGUCAAUUGACGUGCGAGUGUGAAGUUGGCUGGGCCGGAUCCCAAGACGGACUGACCUGUGGACUUGACGGUGACCAGGAUGGUUAUCCAGAUGUGCCUCUGCCCUGUAACGACACCAGGUGUAACAAGGACAACUGCCCGGGUAUCCCUAACAGUGGACAAGAAAACACAGAUGGAGACGACAUGGGAGAUGCAUGUGAUGACGACAUGGACAACGAUGGAUUCUUCAAUAAUGUUGACAAUUGCCCACUGCUGAUGAACGGUGACCAGACGGACAGUGACGGUGAUGGAGUGGGUGACGUGUGUGACAACUGUCCCACGGACAUCAACACUGACCAACGGGACACAGACGGGGACGGUGUGGGGGAUGUGUGUGACAGUGAUGCCGAUAGUGACGGGCUUUUGGACGAUAGAGACAACUGCCCGUUCGUGGCUAAUGUCCAACAGGAAGAUUCCGACGGAGACGGGAUCGGAGAUGUUUGCGAUAAUUGCCCAUUUGUCGCAAACGUAGAUCAGUUUGACCUGGAUCAAAAUUAUAUCGGCGAUGUUUGCACUGACAACGUUGACAGCGAUGCAGACGGGAUCCCGAACUCCUCGGACAACUGCCCUGACAUCCCCAACAGUCAACAACUGGAUACGGACAAGGACGGAGCAGGAGAUCUUUGUGACGAUGAUGACGAUGACGACACAAUACUGGAUGACGUGGACAACUGUCGUCUCGUUCCUAAUCUGGACAAUACAGACUUUGACGGAGAUGGAGUAGGCGAUGUCUGUACCGGUGAUUUUGACAUGGACGGCGUGCCUGACGCUGAUGACGUGUGUCCUGAGAGUGGGGUCAUCGCCCGUACGGACUUCAGGAACUACCAAACCGUCAACCUGGCCGGUCCUGACAGCCUAUCACCCGAUCCGGUUUGGGAGUUCCUUAAUGAGGGAGCGGAAAUAGUGCAGCAAGUGAAUAGUGACCCAGGUCUUGUUCUAGGUUCUGACUACUUCGGCAACUUGGACUACCGUGGAACCUUCUUUGUGAACACCCAGGUUGAUGACGACUUUGUGGGUUUCGUCUUCAGCUAUCAGAGCAACUCUCGGUUCUACCUGAUGUCCUGGAAACAGGCAGGGGACAGCAGCGGUGGAGAAGCAGGGGUACAGCUGAAG